Messenger RNA from Arabidopsis thaliana (thale cress), 434 nucleotides. Its product is annotated as Bifunctional inhibitor/lipid-transfer protein/seed storage 2S albumin superfamily protein. Lineage: Eukaryota; Viridiplantae; Streptophyta; Magnoliopsida; Brassicales; Brassicaceae. The record is from RefSeq and is marked reviewed. The transcript has a single exon. Gene Ontology annotation, biological process: lipid transport. Bases 47 to 334 code for a protein of 95 amino acids.
AAAAAAAAAAACUGAAACAAAAGAAGAGUCAUCAGAUUUUGAAGACAUGAAGUUCAUGACACUAAUGGUCAUCACAUUUGUGAUUAUCGUCCUGUCAUCUCCUAUUUUGAUGAAAGCAGAAGAGACACAGUCAUGUGUUCCGAUGGAGCUCAUGCCAUGCUUACCUGCAAUGACCAAAAGAGAACAACCGACUAAAGAUUGUUGCGAAAAUCUGAUUAAGCAAAAGACAUGUUUAUGUGAUUACAUUAAAAACCCAUUAUAUAGUAUGUUUACUAUCUCUCUAGUCGCUCGCAAAGUUUUAGAGACUUGUAAUGUUCCUUAUACUAGUUGUUAAAGCUCAAUAUAUUUUUCAAAAUAAAUAUUAUUUAUAAGAAACUGAAAUCUUUUGUAACAACAAUUCAUUGAUGAUGAUGGUUGUUGGGCAUUUUCAUGUU